Messenger RNA from Arabis nemorensis, 972 nucleotides. NCBI's taxonomy places the organism in Eukaryota, Viridiplantae, Streptophyta, Magnoliopsida, Brassicales, Brassicaceae. The record is from the annotation of a GenBank genome assembly.
AUGCUCAGAUUAAACGCUAAUUACCCUUUGAUUCCGAAGAAAUCUUCUCACCGAGUUUGUAGCAGUAAGCUCGGUAACUACCAUGAUUCUUCGUCGAUCGUUAAAUAUGGCGUUGAUGAUGGUAAGAAGAAGAAGCAGCUUGUUCUAAGAUUUUCGGUAAAAGCAAUGGAAGACGAAGGUAAUGGCAGUGGAAGCAUGAGUUUCUCUGGACAAAGCUGGGAUCCAAGUUCCGAGAUUCAAGUUCCUUCAGACCAAAGACCCGUGAAUGAGUAUUCGUCUUUGAAAGAAGGGAUGUUGUAUUCAUGGGGAGAAUUAGGUCCAAGCCAGUUCUUUAUUCGUCUCGGUGGUCUUUGGCUGGUGACUUUCACUGUUCUUGGAGUUCCUAUUGCAGCUGCUAGCUUUAAUCCUUCUAGAGAACCUUUGAGGUUUGUUCUAGCUGCAGGGACUGGGACUUUAUUCCUGGUUUCAUUGAUUGUCUUGAGAAUUUACCUGGGAUGGAGCUAUGUUGGAGAUAGACUACUUUCUGCAGUUAUUCCAUACGAAGAGAGCGGAUGGUAUGAUGGACAAAUGUGGGUGAAACCACCUGAGGUAUUGGCUCGCGACAGGUUGUUAGGUUCGUACAAGGUGAAGCCAGUAAUCAAGAUGCUCAAACAAACCUUAGUUGGAACAGGAGCUUUACUCGUUUCAGCAUUCGUGCUAUUCGUUUUCGCAACACCAGUCGAGGAUUUCUUUAAAACCACACUAAGAUCUAAGGAUAGCCAAACAGAAGUUUCCAUUUCAAGAACCAACAACAAGAAGUUCAAUAUGAGAAAAGAGCAAUUGCUUCGGUUACCCGUAGAUGUUGUGACGGACGAUGACUUGGCAGCGGCCGCGGCUGAGGCUGCUGAUGGAAGACCGGUCUAUUGCAGAGACCGUUACUACCGUGCAUUGGCCGGUGGUCAAUACUGCAAAUGGGAAGAUCUUGUUAAAUAG